Molecule: messenger RNA, 1455 nt
Organism: Fusarium graminearum PH-1
Lineage: Eukaryota; Fungi; Ascomycota; Sordariomycetes; Hypocreales; Nectriaceae
Exons: 4
Coding region: 1-1455 (484 amino acids)
Biological process (GO): mitochondrion distribution
Cellular component (GO): cytoplasm
Source: RefSeq, a predicted model, not a curated record
AUGCGAGAAAUCGUCACCCUGCAGCUGGAUCAGGAAUCUUACUUUACAUACUCCAGUGAUGAGAAAUCUCUUAUCGAUCACAACGUUCACUGGCGCGCUGGUUUAGGUGCUGAUGGCUCAGAAACCUUUCUUCCACGAACUGUCAUAUACGACCUCAAAGGCGGCUUUGGCUCGUUGCGCAAGAUCAACGCACUCUAUGAGGCCGAGUCAGAGUCGGCGCCGGAGGCAUUAUGGUCAGGUCAAUCAGUUGUGCACAAGCAGACGCCUAUCACCCCCAGCGAAUACCAGCAGAGUCUGGAUGCAGGCAGUGAACCUGCACAGCUGACAACUUCAAAUGUGCGAUACUGGUCUGAUUUCUCCCGAGUCUACUUUCAUCCAAAGUCGUUGAAUCAGCUGUACGACUUUGAGCUCAACUCGACCACUAUGCCCUUUGAGCGAUUCUCCAUGGGAACAGAGCUCUUUUCCAUGCUCGACAGGGAACACGACCUUGCGGACCGGGACUUCAGACCCUUUGCAGAAGAAUGUGAUCGAAUGCAGGGGAUACAAGUAUUUACUACCAUUGACGAUGCCUGGGGUGGCUUCACAUCUUCAUACCUUGAGUCCCUGAGGGAUGACUUUCCAAAGACAACGAUUUGGACAUGGGGCCUUCAAAGCCCCUUACUCGAUAUUUCUCGAGCCAAGCGUCAGCUUCGUCUUGUAAAUACAGCUCACAGCAUCGAACAACUCUGCACGCAAUCCACCACAGUCGUUCCUCUGGCCCUGCCUGAAGAGGACAUGACAACUUCAGUAUCCAUGGAUCGCCGCUCGCCCUGGCACACAUCUGCUCUCAUGGCGGCCGCGAUCGAGACAGCCACUCUGCCUUCACGUCUCACACAGGGAUCUUCAGAACAGGCAGGAUCGCUAGAUGUGCUGGCCGAGAGUCUAAACGUCAACGGCAACCAGCCCCUGGCGAGCAUGCGCAUGUCUCUAGCGCCCGCAAAAGACUCGCCAGAAGAUAGCCGUAUUAACGUUGAUUUCUUUCAAGUAGGAAGAGUUUGGAGCAGACAGCACGUUGCUAGGCUCGAUACUCACAAGCACGUUUUUGGUGAAAUCUUGUCUUACCGAGACCUUGAUCCUCUGGGGCACGAUAAUGAGAAUGGUCAUCUUGCUCCCGGGGAACGUCCUAUAAUAGGGAACUCGAUCGUACGAAAGUACGACUCGGCUCUUAGAUUCCCUCUGCUGGACGCCUACCCUCAGAUUUACCCCCAGCUAGCAGGCAAUUCCGACGCCAGCCUACAGACUACACUUUCGACCAACAGCUCCAUAGUGCAACGUAUCAGAACUUUACGGACAGAAUCUGCCCGUCUCGUGCCGGUCAAUGAGAGGGAGGACCUCGGCAAUGGCCUGGCAGAUCUGGCGGAUGCCUAUCAGGAGGGCUGGUUCAGUGGCAGUGACGAGGACGACGAUGAUUUAUAG